Messenger RNA from Colletotrichum fioriniae, 1536 nucleotides. NCBI's taxonomy places the organism in Eukaryota, Fungi, Ascomycota, Sordariomycetes, Glomerellales, Glomerellaceae. The record is from RefSeq and is a predicted model, not a curated record.
AUGAUCUCAGACGGCGAUGGAGCAGCCUCAAAUGGAACGUCGAGGACGUACUCCAACGGCGCGACGACGGAAGCCCCGCCGACUGCCUCCGCGACAAACGGUGCUCGCAAAGCCGCUGCCCUGAACGGGUCAUCCCGUUCUGACAAGGAAGCUCAGACAUCCGCUCCCUCAACCUACUAUGGACAUGAUCGCGAGGAGGUCACCCGCAUACUCAUACAGGCUCUGUCCGACAUGGGAUACCAAGGUGCUGCCGAGAGCGUGAGCAAAGAUAGCGGCUACGAGCUGGAGAGCCCGACGGUCGCCGCCUUCCGGAGUGCAGUCGUUAGCGGCGAGUGGGGUGAGGCCGAAGAGCUGCUUUUCGGAGCAGUCAUGUCCGAGGAUCGAAGCCAACCCGGGAACGGUCUCGUCUUAGCCCCUGGCUCUGAUCGGAAUGUCAUGCGAUUUUGGCUGCGGCAACAAAAGUUUCUCGAGUUGUUGGAGCAGAGGGAUACCUCCCGGGCUCUGAUGGUGCUGCGAACCGAACUGACGCCACUAUACCAAGAUACUCAGAAACUCCAUUUCCUCUCCAGUCUCCUCAUGUGCCAGUCUACAGAAGACUUGAAAGCUAAAGCCGAGUGGGAUGGUGCUCACGGCCAGUCGAGAAAAGUUCUGCUGUCUGAACUGUCUAACUUGACUGGCGAAGUCUGGCAAGUUCUAUUUUCUCACGACGGCCAGCGGCUGGCUGCUUGCGGAAGUGGCGAAGCUGUUGUCAUCUGGGACUUGCCCUCUUUCUCAGUCUCUCAAAUCUUGCGACCGCAUGCUCAGGGUGUCGGCGGUUUGUCGUGGAGCCCCGAUGACUCCAUGAUUGUCACAUGCUCACAGGACAAGUAUGCUAGACUAUGGGAUACCACGACUGGAGAGCUGGUUCUGAAACUCGAGCGAUUUGAGGAGCCUGCGAGUGGCUGUGUGUGGGCAGCAGACAGCAAGACUUUUGUCACCGGAUCUCUAGACAAGCAACACGGCUUGCGUACGUGGAGUAUCUCUGGCGAGAUGAUGUGCGAAUGGGGCAAGAAGCAUAGGGUUCAGGACAUCUGUGGUUCUCCGGACGGUCACUGGCUCGUGGCUGUCGACGACGAACAGAAGAUUCACGUUUACAACGCCUUCACACGCGAGCUAGAGUACGAAAUGGAGGUCAAGUCGCGGCCGACGUGCGUGAGUAUCAGCGAAGACUCACGUCAUCUGCUACUCAACAAAAAAGAUGGCGAGUUGCAACUGAUAGAUCUGGUAAAUCGGACGUCGGUCCAGAAGUUCUUGGGUCACACUGGGGGCGACUUCAUAAUUCGGAGUGCCUUUGGCGGCGCGAACGAGAGCUUCGUUGUGAGCGGCAGUGAAGAUGGAAAUAUCCUCAUCUGGCACAAGAAUAGCGGCGCUGCAGUGGAGAGGCUUGAAGGGCAUCAGCCUCGGACCAACGCUGUCACCUGGAACCCGGCAGACCCUUGUAUGCUGGCUUCAUGUGGCGACGAUGGCAAGGUUAAAAUCUCUAAGAUCAUUACAUAA